AUGGACAACUCGAAAAAUGGCACGGUCCAUCCAGACAUCCCAGAUGUAGGAUGGGACCCGCACCGUCGCGUAGAUAGGCCCUCAAUAUCUCUCCCCAAUAUCCAGGGGGAGGAGAAUUGCCAGUCUGGUAUCCCGUACCAGAAGGGGGUGAUCCUCGACGGAGGGAAGAGAAAGGGUGACAAGUGGCGGAACCCAGUCCAGCGACUUGUUCCUUCUGUUCCACCUCCGUCGAACCACGACUCCAAGAAAGGAACGCAUAAUGUCGGACAUUCCACAUCCAAAUUCAUAUCCCAUGCCGCGAGGCUGACCGGGUCUUCAUGA
This is a messenger RNA of Penicillium riverlandense, 321 nucleotides long. RefSeq lists its product as uncharacterized. NCBI's taxonomy places the organism in Eukaryota, Fungi, Ascomycota, Eurotiomycetes, Eurotiales, Aspergillaceae. Bases 1 to 321 code for a protein of 106 amino acids. The transcript has a single exon. The record is from RefSeq and is a predicted model, not a curated record.